Molecule: messenger RNA, 888 nt
Organism: Pestalotiopsis fici W106-1
Lineage: Eukaryota; Fungi; Ascomycota; Sordariomycetes; Amphisphaeriales; Sporocadaceae
Exons: 1
Coding region: 1-888 (295 amino acids)
Source: RefSeq, a predicted model, not a curated record
AUGGCACAUUCAAUCUCCUCGAAACCCCCUUGGUCCGAUGAGGUCAUUGAUCAUUUCACAAUACAGGGCUUGGAUCUUGUCAGCCUUGUCGAAUACCAUGGAGAAGAUCUCCAUGCCGAUAUACAACUUCGAAUGGUUGCAGCAAAGAAGGUCGAGAUGCAGAAUCACAUUGAUCGACUCGCCGCCUUUCCUUUUGCUGAACUCGAUGACAAUGAAUUUCACCGUGUCAACCAACAGUCUUCAUCAAAUGAAGUUUCCGAAAAUCCCGAAGAGAAGAAUGCUUUCAACCUUUUCGACUCCAACGACUUUUGGGGUAUCGAGACGAAUGACAAUAGUGGAGGUUGGGGUACGGAUGCUUGGGCCACGGACGGCGACACUUCCUCCUGCAGUGACGACUGCAACAGCAUAGUGGACGAAGAUAUCAGCUUCUUUGAAAGCCAUAUAGAUAUGCCAGACGAUGCAGGCAUGUUUGAACCGUCUUCGUGUUUCGGAGAGGGCGAAUGUCCAGGCGGCUUUGCCUCCAUUGCUGUCGAGUGGGGCGAUGGAGAGUAUGGCACGAAUGUUACGUCCCUCGAAAAGAGGCUCAAGUGGAAGUUUCCAUCAGCUUUUGAAAUGAAUGAAAAGACAGUCGCCCAUACCGAGGACGACAUGGGCCACUAUCUGGAGGCGGCAGAUUUUCUGAUAAGGCAAGCCAAACGUCUAUGUGACCAGCGCCUAGAGCGGCAGAAAAGAGCCUUUCGCAGGAUGACGAGACUCCCGUACACGAGGGAGGAUCUUUGCAAAAGCACGUCUGUCGUUGAUUGGGAUUUGGUCACCAGAAAUCUGAAUACACGCAUGGCUGAGCGCAAGACAUUUAAGAGAUCCAAGCUGUCGUUUGAGAUUUGUUGA